GGCUGCUGCAGCAUUGCACAAUAUUACUGCUCUGCUUCCUGAGAGGGUUCUGCUUUUCUGUGCUUCUCUUGCACGUGCAUCCCUCUUCAGUCACUCUGCCCCGUUCGUUCUUGCAUCUCUCUGCACUUCCUGGGCCGUAUUUUCUGCUCUUGGCUGACUUUAUAACGUGCAGUCCUCUGCUGUAACGGGUGGAAAUUUACAGCUGUAUGUAAAUUAAAGGUGUUCCCUAAAUAUAUAUUCCUUUCCCCAUGACUAAUGGUUCUUGCAAUGGGUUUUGAACUUUCUCAUUGUCUUUUCUGCCUGGGGAGCCACGAGCAGGGCUGAGGGCGCAGCCUGUGCCACGUGUGGUGUGUGUGGCCAGGGAUGGGCAGGAGGAGCGUGGUUUGUGUGAGCAGACUGGUGCUGCUGAGAGCCUGCAGCACACCCAAAAAAGAUUCAGUGUGAACAAACAGUUCUCAGGAUCUUGCUGGGAGCCUGCACUGAUUGCCCUCCUCUGUGCUUUUCAGAACGAAUGCAGGAAAAUUUGGUCCCUUCUGCGCAGCGGGAAGUUUUCCUGUCCCACCACCAAGGAGACCUUCAGCAGCCCAAAUAACAAAGGAGACCUCAACAAGUGCACGAUGUGCCAGAGGCUGCUGGAAAGAGACUCAAAAAACAAAGGGAGUGGUGGAGAGGCGGACAGGAAUGUGAACUCCUUGGGAAAGGAUGAGUGCCGGGAGUUUCGGGAUCUGUUCAAGAGAGGGAAACUCUCCUGCACCAGGGAGAACGACCCUGUCCGGGAUGCCUCUGGGAAGCAGCACAGCAAUAAGUGCAUCAUGUGUGCAGAGAAGUUCAAAAGGGAGAAUGAGCGGAAGCUAUCUAAAAACAGACAAGGAAAAGAUAAGGAUGACUGCAGUGAGUUCCGCUCCCAGUUUGAGGCUGGUGGACGCCUGUCCUGCACCAGGGAGAACGCCCCUGUCCGGGAUGCCUCUGGCAGGCAGCACACCAACAAGUGUCUCAUGUGUGCUGAGAAGUUCAAAAAGGAAGCUCAAAGAGGGGGUGGAACUGUCCAGCGCAACAAAUUGCCUGCUUCAGAGAGAAUAAAGCAGAAGAACUGUGGUGGUUCACGGCAGGGUGUAAACGAGAGGCGUCCCUUCUCAUCAGGCAGAGGCCCCCAAGGUCAGCGUGGCAGGAACUGCAACCGGCCCCCCAGCCGCAAGUCCCAGAGCCGGGGCACCGAGGAGGACCCGACGGGCUUCUGUUUGGCAGAUGUUAGAACAUCUGUCUUUCCCUGCAAGGCUCUCCCUGCUGCAGGGAGCUGUUCUCCAGGCAAUUUCCUUGGGAUCUCUCUGCUCUGUUCUGCUGCAAGAUCUCUCCUGCUGCCCAGCUCUUCCUCUGGAACUGCAACAAAAACUUCCAAUGCUUUCCUCUGCAUAAAGGGUACUGCCUUUGGAGGUCAGCUUGAUUGCAGUCAGUACCCCAGUGGUGUUACCAAGGAUGGGAAGUCCUGGGUAGCUUGCCCAAGGGACUGGAAACCAGUGUGUGGCACCGAUGGCAACACGUACGGCAACGACUGUGAGAUCUGCUUCUACAACACGGAGCACGGCGCCAGCGUGGAGAAGGAACACGAUGGAGAAUGUGACCCCAAACCUAUCGUGGUUGAUUGCAGUAAUUACCGCAGAGCUGUAGUAGAUGAUCACGUCAUCGUAGCGUGCCCAAGGAUAUUGAAACCAGUCUGUGGCUCAGAUAGCUUCACUUAUGACAAUGACUGUGGGAUCUGUGCCUACAAUGCAGAGCAUGACACCAAUGUUACCAAAUUACAUGAAGGGCCCUGCAAGGAGUCUGUUGCUGUUGACUGCACCAGGUACCGAACACAAACCACCAAGGAUGGAGAAACAUUGGUAGCCUGUCCGAGGGACCUGAACCCCGUUUGUGGCACAGACGGCACCACGUACGACAACGAGUGCGCGAUCUGCGCCCACAACGUGGAACAAAGGACCCAUGUUGGCAAAAGGCACAGUGGGCAAUGCAGAGAGAAGACUGCUGAGCUUGACUGCAGUAAAUUCCCAGCCAGGAAGGUGAAGGGUGGGAAAGACCUGGUCCGGUGCCCCAGGAUCCUGCGCCCGGUGUGUGGCACAGAUGGGUUCACCUAUGACAACGACUGCAGCAUCUGUGCCCACAACGUCCAACACGGGUCUGAUGUUAAGAAGAGCCACGAUGGAAGAUGCAAAGAGGAAAGCACUCCUGUUGACUGCAGCGUGUACCUGAGUGGUGCCAAAUCCGGAGAGGCCAUCGGAGCCUGUCCCUACAUCCUGCGCGAGAUCUGCGGCACGGACGGCGUCACCUACAGCAACGACUGUGCCCUGUGUGCCCACAACAUUGAGUCUGGAACCGAGGUUGCCAAGAAGCACGAUGGAAGGUGCGUAGAAGAAGUUUCCCAGCUGAACUGCAGCCAGUACCGCACGGCCACGCUGCCGGACGGCAGGAAGGUGAUGGUCUGCACCAGGAUCUACGACCCCGUGUGCGGCAGCGACGGCGUCACCUAUGCCAGCGAGUGCACCCUGUGUUCCCACAACUUGGAGCAUCAGACCAACAUUAGCAAGAGAAAGAACGGACCCUGCGAAGAGGAUAUCACAAGGGCCCUUUGCAAGGACUUCAAGGAAGUGUCUCCCUUCUGCACCUUGGAAUACAUGCCCCACUGUGCCUCUAAUGGCCAAACGUACAGCAACAGAUGUGUUUUCUGCAAUGCCUACCUGGAAAGCAGGGCAACUCUCAACAUCGUGAGCUUGGCUGAAUGCUAAGUCUGCUGGACUUCAGCCCAGGAAGACAAACUCCUUUCCAUCUGACUUCCCAUGGGCUGACCUUCAGUCUGCCUUGUUUCCUUAGCUCCUGAAACACUUGUUCAAUAAACUGACUUGGCAACA
Messenger RNA from Catharus ustulatus (Swainson's thrush), 2900 nucleotides. RefSeq names its product ovoinhibitor-like. The record is from RefSeq and is a predicted model, not a curated record. The transcript has 24 exons. Lineage: Eukaryota; Metazoa; Chordata; Aves; Passeriformes; Turdidae. Gene Ontology annotation, molecular function: protein binding. The coding region runs from base 618 to 2777 and encodes 719 amino acids.